AUGUCCGUCUUGUGGAAGGCUAUGAACGAAGAGAUAAUUGAUUUGGUGGAGGCAUGUGACACUGCGCAGGCAAUAUGGCUGACACUUGAAGGUUUAUAUACUAAUGACUCUGAUUUCAUACAGGUUCAUGAGUUAAUGUGCACCGCUUUGGCGAUGCAACAAGAUGGGCAACCGGUGGCGCAAUAUUUCACCAAACUAAGAAAUAUUUGGGCUGAGAUUGAUGUGAAACGUCCUUGCAUGAUCAAACAUCAGGAGGAUAUUAUUUGGUACCAACGUGAGAAGGAGCUUGAGCGAGUGCACCAUUUCCUGAAAGGUCUUGAUACUAAACAUAACAAUGCGAAAGGGGAAUUGCUCCGCCAGACCGAGCCACCUAGCUUAAUUACAGCUUUCACAUAUAUCCGUAAGGAUGAAUCUCAGCAGAACAGCCUUCAUCAGACACAAGUUGAAGUUUCCAGCCUUACUAUUCGUGCUAGAUCUUCAGCACCGCCCCUUCAGCAGGCCACUUCAUCUUCACUUCAUCACCGAGGACCACCACCAGGCUUCGGGAAUCAGCCCCGCCCUCCUUGCUCUUAUUGUCAAGAUACAAACCAUGCUCGUGCAACCUGUUGGAAGUUGUAUCCACACCUUAGGCCCCAAAGGCCUAAUUAUCGUCCUAAAGCAAAAGCAGCUAUUCAACUGGUCCAGGAACCAGAUAUUUAUGGUGUGGUUGGACACGAUCAUCAUACAGCAGGAGGAGUAACACCCACAGCAUCAAUAGCUGGUCGUGGUAAGAUUGGAUCUUCUCACCGGGGAGUUAAUUGGUCGGGGGUAUCUACGGGGCAGGUUGUUUCAUCUGGAUCAGACAUAUGCGGGGGAGAAACCAGGGGCACAGUCCCGGAUCGCUUUACUCUCCACUUCUGAUAAGCUAAGUGAAGUUUGGUUAUGGCAUCGUCGCUUGGGGCAUCCUCCAUUUAGUGUUA
Molecule: messenger RNA, 959 nt
Organism: Argentina anserina (silverweed cinquefoil)
Lineage: Eukaryota; Viridiplantae; Streptophyta; Magnoliopsida; Rosales; Rosaceae
Exons: 2
Coding region: 1-900 (299 amino acids)
Source: RefSeq, a predicted model, not a curated record